This is a messenger RNA of Penicillium argentinense, 1806 nucleotides long. RefSeq lists its product as uncharacterized. The coding region runs from base 1 to 1806 and encodes 601 amino acids. The record is from RefSeq and is a predicted model, not a curated record. NCBI's taxonomy places the organism in Eukaryota, Fungi, Ascomycota, Eurotiomycetes, Eurotiales, Aspergillaceae. The transcript has 3 exons.
AUGGUACCCCGUGACCCACCCAGAUCGAUGGACGACAUCGCAGAAGGGGCCCGCCAGGUGCUGAACCACAUUGAGAACAAUGGCACCGAGGACCGAUACGUCACAGGAUAUAUCCGGGCUGUCCGCCAGUACGCGCUCAACGCCCAAAGGGGCGACGCCAUGGGGAUGGCCAAGGUGCUUGAAGCGUUGACCAAGAUCAACGCCGACACCGAACACUUAAACCAGCGAAUAACAACCAUUGAAGCUUCAACAAGCACUCUAUCGAGAUCUUUGUCCUCCCUCCCUGCCGAUUCUGCGGCAGCGUGGCGCAACUUCCGAGCCAGAGACUGGCAGCGCGGCUUGGCCACGGCUACGGCCCCCAACCCCCGGAGCAACGGCACCUCAUCUCCAGGAGUACCGAAAAUUGAACUUCGUGAGGAUCGGGAGGUCAUCGUGAAGGAGCUCGUGGAGCGAGCAGAACGACAAAGAGCGACGGUUGCCCGACAGAAGAGCUCUACAGCCCUGGCUGGUGGGGCAAGCUUCGUGGCAGCUCGCAAGCUGCCAUCAGGAGAUGUAGCUAUGGUGGCUAACAGUGCUGCGGGCGCGGAGCUCCUCCGUAAGCACACUGAGUGGUUGAGGGCAUUCGGGCCAGGCUCCAUCGCCCAGGAACCGUCGUGGGGAGUGGUAGCGUACAACAUCCCAGGCUCAAUCCUGAUCGAAUUCACCAGCCCAAUCGUGGCCAACCGUGCGAUCAUCACCGGCAUCGUGUGGGGAAAACAAAUCCACCACGCUGUUCGCUUCUGUAGAGAAGGGAGGACAAAGCUAUGCAGGAAGUGCCAAAAACCGGGGCAUAUCCAGUCACACUGUUCCAACGAUUUCAAAUGUGGUCACUGUGCCGAUGGGCACCCGACCUGGGAGUGUCCAUCGACAAAGGGACAGACGAUACCAGUUAAAUGCGCCAAUUGUGGUGGAGAACACCGCCCAACUAGUCAAAAUUGCGCGGUGAAGAGCGCAGCCAUGGCUGAGGCCAAACAGGCUCUGAUUGAUUCCCCUACAUAUCACCGAGUGCCACUAUACUACCGGAAUGCCGCGAGUAAAGGCAGCACGACAACGCACCUGCUCAGGUCUGGCCUUCCUGAAAGAAAUGAGCUGGAAGAGUCAGUGCACACGCCAGAAAGACGACAGGAAAAGGAAGCACCACAGUAUUCCCAGCCAGUCACUAUCGACUUGGAAAUGGAACCACUCAUUACGGGGGCACUAAGUGGUGAGCCCGGCCAAUCUGCGAAGCCCAAAAGAGGGCCAGGUCGACCAAAGGGCUCAAGAACCAGGCCCCGAAAUCAGGCACCGCCGCCUCCAGACAACACACUCUCCAUAGUGAAUCGGAUGUCGACAAGAUCCCAAGCCGCCUCUCAAAAGGCUAUCCAAGAACACACCACAUCCAAAAAGCGCCGCGUGGGCGCACCAGAGGACACGAUGGAUGAACAGCCUGAUGAUAGCAACUGGCUCGAUAUCCACCUUCCUCAACCCGGCCCCCCUCAGGACAGCACCCAGCAAGACGAGAGGUUUGAGCAAGAGCUUAUCCAGUUCACCAACGAUGUCACCACAAUCAACGACACCAACACUCGCGAGCCCAGUCUCCAGGAUCUAGACCCAGCUAGCCCAGGAUACCGAAAACUCAUCACACUAAGAUAUAGCCAGACAAAUACGGUCCCAGUCGGAUCGUCUCCGCCGGUGGUCACGACAGACGCGCCCACAGUUGAAGACCCAAAUGACGACAUAUGGCACGAAGCCAGCGAGCGCAGCGAUGACGAACGAAACCACGAAUGA